AUGGAAGACAGAGGUCGCUACAUUUGCAUGGCGGAAAACGAAGCCGGGGUCGAGCAGGAAGAGGUCUUCUUGGACGUGAUUGCCCCUCCUUCAAUCAAUCAGUCCGACUGGUCUGGAGUGGACAUCCUGGCGAUUUCUGGACAGAACACCUCUUUACGGUGCCCGGCCAUCGGCAGCCCGCCUCCUGAGAUAGAGUGGCUCCGUGACGGACGGUUAGUCCAGCGGGCCGACGCCGCCGCUGCGGAAGAAGAGGAAGCGUUCAGGCCAGCGUCCAGGUUGCAGGUAGACGGCGCACACGGGGAAGUCUUGAAGAUACUCAGUGUCCGAGUGGAAGACGCCGGCGAGUAUCUUUGCCUGGCGAGGAACGAGGGCGGUACCGUGGAUAUGAAAUACAAGCUUGAAAUAGUCGUGCCGCCAUACUUUCCGGAAGAUCAUCCAGAGUUUCCGGCGAGCACCCGGGUCGUGCUGUCGAACCAUCCGUUCUCGUUGACGUGCGACGUGGUGGGCGUGCCUUUCCCCACGUUUACGUGGAACAAAGAGGGCGUGCCGUUGCCUCGUGAUACCCUGACCAGUGUGAGGGCCAACCGACUGCACGUGUCGUCGGCCAAAGAACACCACUCGGGCUUGUAUCAUUGCGAGGCCAGCAAUGUGGCCGGAUCUGCGCAGCAGAGCUACAAUGUCACCAUUUUGGGCACUUCAACGACAGACAUCAGUUUCGGACUGAGCGUUUCCUAUAUUUGCUAUAUCUAA
Ixodes scapularis (black-legged tick) is the source of this 750-nucleotide messenger RNA. Its product is annotated as hemicentin-2-like. Gene Ontology annotation, cellular component: plasma membrane; axon. NCBI's taxonomy places the organism in Eukaryota, Metazoa, Arthropoda, Arachnida, Ixodida, Ixodidae. Gene Ontology annotation, molecular function: cell-cell adhesion mediator activity. Gene Ontology annotation, biological process: axon guidance; dendrite self-avoidance; homophilic cell-cell adhesion. The coding region runs from base 1 to 750 and encodes 249 amino acids. The record is from RefSeq and is a predicted model, not a curated record. The transcript has 4 exons.